UUUCAAGAUUAGCCAGAAUUGUCCUGAUCUGAAUGUCCAAUCCGUCAGCGCAUUUGGACUGCACAGACUUGGCUGCUUUUAUGACGAGGUUGGAAACGCUGAGAAAGGCUGAUGAUUCAGUGAUCAUUGCUCUGAACGACGCUUUACCAACGCAGUCGUUCCAUCCUGUUAAUGCUCGACAAACGUGCGAAAAUGUUGGCAAGCAACUGGCUGAGUUACAAAAGGAGAGAUUCGAUCUGAUUGAGAGAUGUUUGGCAGAGAAUGAGAAGCGAGCAAAAACGAUUCCCGAAGGCACUUUAGAAGCCAGGAUAGUUCGGAACACUAUCCGUCAAAUUCGUGGAGAGUUUGGCGUGGAAGAGAUUAUUGGAGCGAGAAGUCGUAAAGCCGUUGAUGAACGUUGUGGAAAGAUCUUCUAAAUCAUAUUAAUACUGCCAGUGAUUUGAUCAGCUAGAUUUUAGGAUGAAGUUGUUCGUAUUUGCUCAUAAUUCCUAGGUUAGCACUAACAUAUUAUCACAUUAGGUUCUUUCACGUUGUUUGUAUGUUUAUGUCAGAUG
Messenger RNA from Cylicocyclus nassatus, 554 nucleotides. The record is from the annotation of a GenBank genome assembly. NCBI's taxonomy places the organism in Eukaryota, Metazoa, Nematoda, Chromadorea, Rhabditida, Strongylidae.